This is a messenger RNA of Cylas formicarius (sweet potato weevil), 1071 nucleotides long. RefSeq names its product regulatory protein ada. NCBI's taxonomy places the organism in Eukaryota, Metazoa, Arthropoda, Insecta, Coleoptera, Brentidae. Gene Ontology annotation, molecular function: methylated-DNA-[protein]-cysteine S-methyltransferase activity. The record is from RefSeq and is a predicted model, not a curated record. Gene Ontology annotation, biological process: DNA repair. The coding region runs from base 121 to 681 and encodes 186 amino acids. The transcript has a single exon.
GGUAUGCUUAUUAUUGCACCGAAAACUCAACAUUGACGAGUUACUUCUGCCCGCACCACCCAUUCCGCUAACUUUAUAUUCGGAGCGUUGGAUGUUGAAAACUAACCUCUGUUAUGAUCAAUGGCGGAUGCGUUUAAUUUUGUUGAUAUUUUGAAAAAAAAAAUGAAUUUAUUAGAACGAAUAAUAACGUCGACGUUAAUAUUAAACGGCGAGGAAGCGAAACGCGCGAAAGUGAUUUACGUACGUCGACAAUCGGCGUUUGGAAACUACAUAGCCGGUUUUCACAAUUGCGAAAUCUGUUUUUUGCAAUUUUACGACGACGACGAUGACGAGUGUUUAAGGCAACUCAAACAAGUGUUUCCCCGUGCAGAGCCGGACGAAAAUUUUGAACCGGCCCAGCGCGAGUUGAGAGCGAUUUUGAAAGGAACCGAACUCGACGUGUUGGUAUGGCGCGAGUUGUUAAAAAUUGAUAAAGGGACCACCGUCAGUUACGAGAGUAUUGCGCGUGCUAUAGGACGACCGAAGGCCGUCAGAGCGGUAGCAAACGCCGUCGGUCGGAACAAUAUCUCUUAUUUGGUACCUUGUCAUCGAGUUAUUAGGAAAAACGGCGAGCUGGGCGGAUUCGGCGGAGGAGUUCGCAGGAAGCUUAAAAUGUUGCAUUAUGAGGGAGUGAAAAUAUGAUUUGUUGACUGGAUAAGUGUCUUUUUCGUUAUAGGAAGGAUUUCAUUUAGUGUCUGGUAAACUUUAGAUUGAAGAGUGUAACAUGUUUUGGUUGGGGCAAAGAAAAUUAAAGACUAAUACAUCGAUACAUUUAUUGUAGGUUCUUAACUAGUUCAUAUAAUAUACUCUUUUAAUUCUUUUUACAAACAUUAUUUUGUGGUCCUUUUGCUACUAUCACAGAUUAAAAAAUCAUUAAUUUGAAACGCGCGAGGUGCGACGGAUCCCCUGGGACCGUAAAAACUCAAACUCCCAGCGGGGAGCCAUCGGUUCGCCCCCAAGGGGGGAAUCGUCGGACCCCUUUCGAAAAAUAAAAAAAAAAGGAAAUAUAUUUUAGAUUUUUUCAUGUAACAA